This is a messenger RNA of Rotaria sp. Silwood1, 3300 nucleotides long. The record is from the annotation of a GenBank genome assembly. NCBI's taxonomy places the organism in Eukaryota, Metazoa, Rotifera, Eurotatoria, Philodinida, Philodinidae.
AUGGCACGUCGUCACAAAUUACUUAAUACGAAAAUUCUGGCUGGUCAUACACUUGGUUUGGUUGAAGUAGCCUUUCAUACUACUCGUUUGAAUCGAGCAAAUAUGGAACAGCUGCCUUUUCCUGAUGAAAAUUUUCAUGAAGAUAUCGAAGAACAAUUUCUAAGAAAUAAUAAAUUUACUCUUGAACAUAUCCAUCAUUGUAAUGGACGAGCAUUUGUUCCUAAAGUUCCUGUUCAUAUUAUAUCUAUUACGGUUGAAAAUUCUCAUGGAGAUUUUCGACAAUUACUUGAUCCAUAUUUAUACUGUGUAACAAUCGAGCAUGGUUCUGUUCAAUGGUCGAUUUAUAAAAGUUAUGGAAAUUUUCAUGAUUUGCAUAAUGAAUUAAUGCAGUUCGCUAAUACAGAACGAGAAAAAUCUAUAAAUGCUUUACAACAAAAUCCAGAUGAAGACGAUAGAUAUCCAUGGUUUCCAGGAAAAAUUGGUCAAAAAACAUUGGGUAAUCAAAAGAUGCUUGAUGAAGAUUGUAAUCAUCUUGCUGCUUAUCUCAAUAAGGUUGUUACACAUCCCAAAUUUCGCACACAUCCAGCAACGCGUACAUUUUUCAAUGUAAGUUGUUUAUCAUUCGUCGAUGGUCUAUCAACAAGUCGAAAAGAAGGUUCUCUAUUAAAACAAUCCCAUUAUUACAAUCGGAGUCGUCGUACUCCCUUUGAUCAACCAUUAAUCACGAAAUUGGGUAAACAUAAUUACGAAGAAAGAUGGCUUGUUAUAAAGGAUACAUAUGUAGUUUAUAUGCAACCUGAUACAUAUGAAAUACUUUUUCCAAUAUUAGUUGAUCGUAAAUUUGAAGUGACACAUAGUCGUCAUCAUAUUGAUAAUUAUUAUAGAAUUAAGAUAAAAAAUAUACAAUGUAAAAUAGUUCUUAAAUGUCGAACAUCACUUGAAUGUGAAGAAUGGAUGCAAAAUUUUAAGAUGCUUAUUGAACAACCAUAUGGUUUUAUUGGCCGACAUGCAAAUCGUUUUAAUUCCUAUGCGCCCAUUCGAGAAAAUCAACGGGCUCAUUGGUUUAUCAAUGGCAAAUCAUAUAUGAAAGCUGUCGCUAGAGCACUUCUAACUGCAAAAGAAGAAGUUUUUAUAACCGAUUGGUGGUUGUCGCCUGAAAUUCUGAUGAUACGACCAACAGAAGACGAAACAUAUCGUCUGGAUAAUUUAUUAGCCACAGUGGCUCGUAGUGAUCGUAUGAAAACAGCAUUACAUUCUCUUAGUCAAAUCAAUGAAGAUACUGAAUCUCUUGACUUAACUUCUACCAAUGAAACACAAAUUUAUAGCAAAUCAUGGACAACCAAAUUGGACCAAUUAACGUCAGCAAGUAAGACUAAACCUGAUAUCAUAUUUAUAACAGAAAGCCAAGACAGCGACGACUCUGAUAGUGACGAGAGCUUCGACGAACAACAGUCAGUAGCUAGUAUUAUGAUUUCUGACAAUGAUAGACGUCAUCGAUUAUUCAUUGGAAAAGAUUAUGCAAACGAUUAUGAAAAAGGAUUUGAAAAAGCUGUAGCACCCUAUGAAGACAAUAUUGAUCGAAAACAUGUACCUCGUAUGCCAUGGCACGAUGAAGCUCUAGUUGUAUUUGGUCAAGGAGCUCGUGAUGUUGCAAGACAUUUUAUUCAACGAUGGAAUAUUCAUAAAUGCGAAAAAAAUUUGAACGAUGAUUCAUAUUCAUUUCUUUUACCAAAGUCAUAUAGUGAUAUCGAAGAUUUAACGGUAGAUAAUUGGAGGGAAUUUCUCGAUGAUGAACCAUUUUGUGUUGAUACUCAAUGUGUACGUUCUACUUCAUUGUGGUCAUCGGGAAUAAAAUCAACUGAAAAGUCUAUUCAAAAUGCAUACAUACAAAUGAUUGGUGCUGCUAAACAUUAUAUAUACAUCGAAAAUCAAUUCUUUAUUACUAUUGUUGGUGAUAGGCUGGUUAAAAAUGAAUUAGCUAAAGCUCUUUUUAUGCGUAUAAAACAAGCACAUGAAUCGAAAGAAAAGUUUCGUAUUUAUGUUGUGAUACCACUUUUCCCCGGUUUUGAUAGUCUCAAUGCUUUACAUGCUGUACUCUUUUUCAUAAUGCGUUCGAUUACUAAAGGUGGUAAUUCAUUAUUUUGUCGACUUGAGAAAGAAGGCAUUACACCAAGCGAUUAUAUUAGUCUUUUUGGCAUGCGUAAUUACGAUGUACUUAUGGGUCGUUUGGUCACGGAAAUAAUAUAUAUUCAUUCGAAAUUAAUGAUUAUUGAUGAUUCUAUGGCGAUAUGCGGUAGUGCAAAUAUAAAUGAUCGUUCAUUACUAGGUGAUCGCGAUAGUGAAUUUUGUAUUGUAAUAAAGGAUCGUGAAGAAGUAGAUGGUCGAUUCAAUGGAAAACCAGUUCGUGUAGGAAAAUUUUGUAUUCAGUUUGAAAAUCCAAAUAAUAUUGAUAUAACUGAUCCAGUAUCAGAUGAAUUUUACACUUAUUUUCGACAAGUAGCACGAAAGAACACAGAAAUUUAUGAAAAAGUGUUUGGCACAAUACCAACGAAUCAAAUUCGAACAUUUGCUCAAAGUUCAAAGUACAGUGACGCAAAAUAUAUGAGAGAUACAGAUCCAUUACGAGCACAAGAAGAAUUGAAAACUAUCCAAGGUUUUGUUGUUGAAUAUCCAAUUUAUUUUCUUCAUGGUGAAAACUAUUUACCUAAAAAAGGAUCUCGUGAAGGAAUAGUUCCAUUGAAAUUUGAAAGUGGUGCCUGGCCACUAUGUGAUAUAGUAUUAGGUGAUGAAAGUUGGUUUUACCAUCGAAAAAUUAAAUCAAAACAAGAAUCAAAAGCAUGGGUAGCAAAAGAAGAAAGUGCCUCAACUGAAGUUAGAAGACAAGUACCUUCUGAAACAUCAAUCAAUGCCAUGUAUUAUCGUGAUGAAUGUUUAAAAGAUUUAGUCAAAAUGUUACACAAAAAAAGACCAUUAUCAACAACAAAUCACAUUAAGCUGCAUCAUGAUAAUGCACAACCACAUAUGAAUGAUAUUGUUGUUAAUUAUCUUCAAGAAGAAAAAAUCAACGUUAUGGCUCAUCCACCAUAUUCACUUGACCUUGCUCCUUCAGACUUUUGGUUGUUCAAUUGUCUGAAACGUACCCUUGAUACAUAUCCAAAUACUACAAGUUUAGCUAAUACGUUAUCCAAAGAGCUCAAUUCAUUACCUAUUCAAGAAUACCAAAAGACAUUCCAGAAGUGGACUGAAAGGAUGAAACUUUGUAUUGAACAUCGUGGGGACUACUUCGAACAUUUACUGUAA